CAAUAAUUACAGCUACUGUAUAGUCUACUCGCCCAUGUGUAGCACGCUUGGGCACUAGCUCGCAUUUGAGAGAACCAACACCCUUGCUCCCCCCAUUUUCGUCAAAACCAACAUUCUUCAAAUUGAUACUGUAGUUCUCACUCUGAGUAGCAGCUACGGCUGUCGUUCCCGUGGUUGAGAGCCCUUGCCGUUGUGGUUCUAUUGUGGAGGCAGCGGGCGUAGCGACCGGGCGCAAGCAGCUGAGCGGGCGGUGGAGAACCAGUCGCAAAAGUCUGCGGAGUUGUGGGAUCCAGUGAGACUCAAGCUCACGCCUCUUCUGGGUCCCACACGCAAGCUCACGCCUCUUCUGGGUCCCACACGUACACACCGCACCGCACGUGCACCGCUGAGACCACCGCAAAGCAGGCGCAAGAGGCCGCGAGCUCGCGCGCGCGCGCCAGUCAACAUCGCUGUCCGCACCACUGCAGCGCCAAGCUAGUUUAGCGCCCAGUCAAGUGGCCCUUCACAUCCUCCUUCCGCGCCCUGUGGUCGCCGCGGCCUGUGCCUUUGCCUGGCGAGUACACAGCAGCACCAAAUCGACGCCGCUCUCGCUGCUAGCCAGCCGCGCGCUCCACCAGCUGCAGCAGCGGACUCGCUUAGCUGCAGCCAAAGAUGGCUGCUUGCUUUACGCGGUCCGCUGUCUGCUGCCCAGCGCCUUCGCUGCGAAGGCACGAGUUGGGGCAGCGUGUCGAGGCAGCGCCGGUGUUCGGGUGGCAGCGCCGGCCGGCGUGUGUGAGCAUUUGCUGCAGCCUUGGCUUCUUGAAGAAGAAAGCCGAUCCAUCGACGCCGUCGUUGGGCUCCAAGGCGCUGGCUUGGGCCACAGAUGUCGGCCCCGUCGUCACAAUCAUCGGCACCGUUGCCUCCUUCGUGGUGGCUUGGAACACGGUUGUGAUACAGCCCAACAAGGUGCAGCUGCAGGAGCUAAGGACGGACUGGCAGAAGCAGCUGCAUGAGCUAAGGACGGACCAGCAGCAGCAGAUUGAGCUGCUCACCACCCGCUUGGAACAGCGGCUAGGGCCUCUGAAGCCGCUGCCGGAGCGGGUGGCGCGGACUGAGGGCCAGGUGGAUGUGGUGCUGAAGCAGCAGACAGCGCUGCAUCUGCAUGACUUCGGCCCCCGGGCAUAAGAGCACCGCGCAAGGGUCUGCGGUGGUGGCGGGCAGUGGCGGGCGGCAGCUCGAGCAUGGCGCGUGGAGGACACAACCGGCGGCUCUUCCCACCCUCUGUGGCAGCGCGAUACAGCCCCCUGAACCGGGAGCCGCUAAACGCACGGGGGACAGAUGACCGGCGGCCCGUGCUGUGGAGGCUGCAGUGUGGGUGCUUUGUCUACAAGGCACGGCACACAGUGGCU
This is a messenger RNA of Chlamydomonas reinhardtii, 1388 nucleotides long. RefSeq lists its product as uncharacterized. The transcript is spliced from 2 exons. The record is from RefSeq and is a predicted model, not a curated record. Lineage: Eukaryota; Viridiplantae; Chlorophyta; Chlorophyceae; Chlamydomonadales; Chlamydomonadaceae. The coding region runs from base 652 to 1164 and encodes 170 amino acids.